AUGAGAGGAAAAUUAGUGCCCGAUUUUCCGGAGGUGGUUUUCCUGAUGUUCUUCCUGCUCCAAUUUACGUUCACAACAACCCUCAAAUCAAAACUAACACCAACCGCUCACACCAAACCCCUACCUAUUCCCAUUCCCGACAGCUGGCAUCUUCUCUUCGACACGCUUCCUCCAUGGGCCACUAGGGAGACACAGACCAAGGACGAAGGUAACUGGCGGGAGGAUCAAGAAUGUCUUGCGGUAUACACACAGAAGGCCACGGAGAGGAAUUUGGGUAAGGUGGAGGGGAAGGAGGCCUUUGAGAAAAGGAGGUUGGGGAAGCUCUGA
Molecule: messenger RNA, 327 nt
Organism: Lentinula edodes (shiitake mushroom)
Lineage: Eukaryota; Fungi; Basidiomycota; Agaricomycetes; Agaricales; Omphalotaceae
Exons: 2
Coding region: 1-327 (108 amino acids)
Source: RefSeq, a predicted model, not a curated record